AGCUUGAAGUAUAAUGUGUGAAUGUUACUGGCAUCAUGACAACUGUUAGACAGAGAAAAGGAAUAAAAAUUACAGAAGCUCCAGAAGAAUGUCACUCACACGAGAAGAGCUGGAAACUUAAUGGGAGGAUUGUAGCUGGUGGAAAGCUAUGGAAGAAAGUUUCAUUAAUCGUUGGUGGAAUUGUUGGCAUUUCCCUGGGAAUUCUCACUUCUGUUUAUGUUGCUACGCUACAUGAAAAUGAUCUAUGGUUUUCCAACAUCAAGGAGGUAGAGCGGGAGAUUUCAUUUAGGACAGAAUGUGGCCUUUAUUACUCUUAUUACAAGCAGAUGUUGCGGGCUCCAUCCAUUCAGCUAGGUUUACAUGGCUUGAUCUAUGACAAUAAAACUGAAUCAUUGCGGACAAUUAACAUACUUGGAAGAAUGAAUGUUUACCAAGAAGUAUUUCUCAGCAUUCUAUAUUCAGUUUUUCAUAUGAAGAAAUUUUUAGAACCUGUUUAUUUUUACAUCUACACAUUGUUUAGUCUUCAGGCAGUCUAUGUCACUGCUUUAUAUGUCACCAGCUGGCUUCUUAGUGGAACUUGGCUUUCAGGUGUAUUAGUGGCCUUCUGGUAUAUCACAAACAGAAUAGAUACCACCAGGGUGGAAUUCACCAUUCCAUUAAGAGAAAACUGGGCACUGCCAUUCUUUGCUGUUCAGAUAGCAGCAAUUACAUUCCUGUUCAGACCUCAUUUACGGCCUACUCAUGAAAGAUUGACACUUCUUGCAGUAUUUAUUUCAACCUUCCUCUUCAGUUUGGCUUGGCAGUUUAAUCAAUUUAUGCUGUUGAUACAGGCGUUGGUUUUGUUUACACUUGACUGUCUUGACUUGCUUCCUAGAGGAAAAGUGACUUGGAUCUAUAUCAUACAAGUGGCUAGUUUGCUGCUUGUUUGUCUUUUACAGUUCUUUAAUUCCAUGAUAGUAGGAUCAUUACUUGUAAGCUUUAAUACGUCUGCCCUGUUAGCAAGAAAACUUCAGAAUAACCUGAAAACUGGAGGUUUGUUUAGCAGGCUUGGGAAACUUUUCGUUCAUGUCCUCUUAGUGCUAUGUUUGACGUUUCUUGUAAAUAAUUUUAUUAAGAAAGUUCUUAAUCUGGAGUCAGACGAGCAUAUAUUUAAAUUCCUGAAAGCAAAAUUUGGAUUUGGAGCCACAAGAGAUUUUGAUGCUAACCUGUAUCUGUGUGAAGAAGCUUUUCGUGUUUUACCUUUUAAUACUUUCACAAGACUUUCAGACACUUUAGUUUUUUAUGCCUACAUAUUUGUGCUUUUUGUGAUGGCCAUAACAGCUGUAUUUGUUAGUUUUCAAAAUCUCAGUGGUUCUGCAAACAUCAAAGCCACGGAUAAACUACAAAAGUGUGCAACACUACUGAAACCUGGUGCUGCUUACAACUUAGUACACACUAUUCUGUUUGGAUUACUGGCUUUUAGCACAAUGAGGAUGAAAUAUCUCUGGACUUCCCAUAUAUGUGUGUUUGCAGCUUCUGGUUUGUGCAGUAGUGACAUGUGGGGACUGAUCUUGAGAUUUGUCCAUCUUUACACACCUCAAAGGGUAUCUGUGAUUAGAUAUUUAACUCCAGUGCUCAUAUUACUGUAUCUUUGCUAUAAGUUCUGGCCCGGAGUGAUGGCUGAGCUGUCCGAGCUGAGAGAAUUCUAUGACCCAGACACAGUGGAGCUUAUGAACUGGAUUAAGUCUAACACCCCCAAGAAGGCAGUGAUAGCUGGAAGUAUGCAGCUCUUAGCAGGCGUCAAGUUGUGUACAGGAAGAAUUUUAACCAAUCACCCCCACUACGAGGAUAAGAGCCUGAGAGAGAGGACGAAACAGGUUUAUCAAGUGUAUGCAAAAAGAUCGCCUGAAGAUGUCCACAGGAUCCUCAGAUCUUUUGGCACUGAUUUUGUGAUCCUGGAAGAUAGUAUUUGUUAUGAAAGAAGGCACAACAGAGGCUGUAGGCUGCGUGAUCUCCUUGACAUAGCAAAUGGCCACACUAUGGAUGGCCCUGGGGAAAAUGAGCCUGAUCUGAAAUCAUCACCGUAUCCUCGCUUCUGUGAGGAAAUCAAAAGAAACCUGCCUUCGUACACGACGUAUUUUGCUAAAGUAUUCCAGAACAAAACAUUCCAUGUGUACAAGCUUGCUAGACAUAAAAAGGCCACAUAACUUUUCCGUGAUCACAGUGGAAAGUGCUAAGGGAGUUUACAAAAAUGGCUCAUAUGAGAGAGAGAGAAAAGUUGUACACUGGUUCAAAGUAUUUACUUUUUAAUUACUGUGACAAUUCAAAACGGUUUGUUUUGAUAACUUUUUUAUGUGUCCAGAAAACAUGUGGAUUACAUAAGGCUGGUUUGCAAUGCCUGUGGUGUGUACACUGCACAAUUGAUGGUGUGCAAGACUGUUCCACAACAUCUAUCUGCCAUGUCAUGUGUGACUCCUUUUGUUGUGAAGGACGAUGCACACACACCUCAUCGCAAAAGAUGUUUGACAUGGAAAGAGGGGAGGGGGCGUUGAUCCUGAGACUUACUCCAAUGCCAAACAAAUGCAAAGCCUACUCACCAGGGAAUUACACAGACUGACUAUGGUCUCUUUCCAUUAACUGCUAAUAUAGGGAAUUCUGCUCAGGGUCUGGCUUGCUAAUAUGUUCCUGUGAUACCAGGGAGUGGGAGAGCAUUCUGUUCUUUUUCUUUUCCUUAGGAUGCUCUAGAACACUAAU
Messenger RNA from Elgaria multicarinata webbii, 2733 nucleotides. It is a transcript of the gene DPY19L3, whose product is annotated as dpy-19 like C-mannosyltransferase 3. Bases 36 to 2186 code for a protein of 716 amino acids. Gene Ontology annotation, molecular function: mannosyltransferase activity. Gene Ontology annotation, cellular component: nuclear inner membrane. The record is from RefSeq and is a predicted model, not a curated record. NCBI's taxonomy places the organism in Eukaryota, Metazoa, Chordata, Lepidosauria, Squamata, Anguidae. The transcript has 18 exons.